Messenger RNA from Trichosurus vulpecula (common brushtail), 4489 nucleotides. It is a transcript of the gene UBE2QL1, whose product is annotated as ubiquitin conjugating enzyme E2 Q family like 1. Lineage: Eukaryota; Metazoa; Chordata; Mammalia; Diprotodontia; Phalangeridae. The transcript is spliced from 2 exons. The coding region runs from base 1274 to 2290 and encodes 338 amino acids. The record is from RefSeq and is a predicted model, not a curated record.
GGGCACAGACAGAGCUGCUGCCUCUGCAAUGUCAGCAGCCGCACCGGCGGCGGCGGCGGCAGCAGCAGUAGCUGCAGCAGCAGCAGCGGCAGCGUCUCAGUAGAAGCAGGGGAGAUCCCAGCCAGAACCGAGGAGUCCGCACACACGCAGCUAGGCUCUCCGGAGGAACGCAGCAGCCCCCGGGGCAGAGAUUAGCCACCCUAACUGCCCAUCUCCUCCUUUCAUCCAGGAGACAACGUGAGCUCCAGAGUCUGGCUGUGUCGGAGGACACCCCGCAGAACGAGGCACGACUUUUCAGGGGGGAGAGAGAACAACCCCGGAAUUUCCCCCCUCUCCCCCACCCAACCCCCCACCAGAGCAGCGCUUACCCGCAGUCUCUCUCCAGUCCUCCAGCUCGCUCACUCUCGAGACCUGCUCUCUCGGAAACCCGUGAAGAGCCCGAGGAUCGCACAACAAAGAAGGGUCAGGAAUUAGAAACCGGGAAACCUGCUCAUAGCCGCCGCAGAGACUAGGAGAUAGCAAGACCAUCUCUGUCCGCCCCUCGCCCCCGCCCCCGCUGAGCAACACUCUCCCCCAACCCCCUUUUCACCCCUCGCCCCCAUCUUCCUUCCUGCCUAGGCUGCUCAGCUAUUGAUCAACCUCUGAGUGCCCCGAGAGGAAAGGAGACUCCUCGCUUGCAGUACAGCAGCCCCCUCUAUCUCUCCCUUAGAAGGGGGAAAGAAAUAGAAGGGAGGAGAGAAGAGGGAUAAUCAUAUGACCGUGGUAAUAAAUAACCCGAAGAGAGCCUGUCCUGCUAGCUCAGAUGCUGCAAUGCUGCCAGCUCUGAGUGUGGGGAGAGGCAGCCUCUGAGGGAGCCGUCACAGCCGGCCCCCAUCUCCUGCGCAGCCCCAGGAGCCCCCGCUCCAGCUUUCUUCCCCCCGGCGCCCGAGCCCAGCAGCGCGAGCGGCUUUCCUGACCCGUUGGCGGAGAGCAGAGGGAAAAGAAGCAAGUUGUCCUAUAGCGGUGGCGGCUGCGGCCAAGGCAGCCAGACGUCCAGCUCCUCGUCGUCCGCCUGUCCUCCAGUCCCGCGUCCCCGCCCCUCCGCGCCGCGCCGCGUGUGCGCCUCCCUUCACCUCAUCCUCCACUGCUCCACUGGGUUAGCGCCGAGACCGCUGCAGGAGCUGCUCGCUCUAGGUCGGCAGUCGGGGAAGAAGUCAAGUCAAUCGCCUGGGUCUAGAAAGAGAGGGGGUGCUUUUCUCCCGGCUCGCUCGAGCCACGGAAGAAGAAGAUUAAAAUGGCCACUCUGCUCCGGAAAAUCGGGCUCAUCCGGCUGCACAACCGGGACACGGAGGACCCCAAACAUCACCACAACCAUCUCCACAGCAGCAGCCAGCACGGCCGCGGCGGCGGCGGCGGCUCCUCGCUAAGGGGCAAAGGCAACCAGAAGAACCACAGCAACAAGCAGCAGCAGCAGAAUGCUCCAGGAGGAGGGGGAGGCUGCAGCGGCGGCGGCGGCGAAGGCAGCCCCGGACACUCCAAGAACAAGCGAGCGCUGGAGCUGGCCAACAAGGACAAGCAGCAACAGCAGCAGCAGCAACAGCAGCAGCAGCAGCAGUCCACCUCCGGGAGCCACAAGGAGAAGCAGGGGAGCGCUAGGGAGAACCAGUCCACUAAGGAAUCCAAGCAGCAGGGCGGGGGCGGCGGCCGCAGCGGCGGCGGCGGAGGCGGGAAGGGCUCCUCGCAGGUGGCCCAGACCCCGGCAGCCGGCAGCCUGGCGCCGAUGGGGCGGGGGCAGCCAGGUACCCAGGUGAGGAGCAGGCGGCUGAUGAAGGAGCUGCAGGACAUCUCCCGGCUGAGCGACCGCUUCAUCUCGGUAGAGCUGGUGGACGAGAGCCUCUACGACUGGAACGUGAAGCUGCACCAGGUGGACAAGGACUCGGUGUUGUGGCAGGACAUGAAAGAGACCAACACCGAGUUCAUCCUGCUCAACCUCACCUUCCCUGACAACUUCCCCUUCUCGCCGCCCUUCAUGCGGGUGCUCAGCCCCCGUCUGGAGAACGGCUAUGUGCUGGACGGGGGAGCCAUCUGCAUGGAGUUGCUCACCCCCCGGGGCUGGUCCAGCGCCUACACAGUCGAAGCUGUCAUGAGGCAGUUCGCUGCCAGCCUGGUGAAGGGCCAGGGCCGAAUCUGUAGAAAAGCUGGCAAAUCAAAAAAAUCCUUCAGUCGCAAGGAAGCGGAAGCAACGUUUAAGAGUUUGGUGAAGACUCACGAAAAGUAUGGUUGGGUCACCCCUCCGGUCUCUGAUGGCUGAUAUUUGCAACCCUUGCAUUAGACGCUUAAAAAACAAAACACACAAAUACUAUGACAUCUCCUCCUCAGUGCUGUACAUCCACUCAUCCUUUUCUACGUCAGCUUCUGUUAGAUACUGUACCAUGAAUGUCAAGGAGACAUUUAAGUUAUUUAUGAACAGAUUGUUUACAGAAAGAGAAAGAGGGAGGGAGAGAGUUGGGUAGAAAAAAUACUGUUUAGGAUUAUGUUUCAAUAAUAAAUGGUCAUCUUGAAGUCACUUUAGAGCGAAUGUUGAGACGCUGUCAUUUCCCUUCAUUCACCUUCUCCACCCCCUACCCCCAUACAGUUCAUGUUGUCUUCACCUUCUUGCCAUGACAGCUGCACCAAAGAGUAGAGAUGGAAAAUCUGUCCAUUUCUGCUCAGUCCAUUUCAAUGUAAAUGAAGCUGUUCAUCUUUAAUAGGGAAGCAGUGCAUCGCAGAUACAUGUUUGCUGUGCUGUUUAACUUCAUUUCGUUUUCUAGCAAAUCAAUGUAACUUGAAGAUUUGUCUUUAUGUGGAGCUAUGGUCUGCUGUGACUAAAUUUAGACCUCAUUUGUGAUCUCUCUGAUCUUUUGCCUCAUAGGAAAAAAAAAUUCUGACGUUGCCAGGUUCUUAUGGUACAAGUUCAUUGCCCACUUGGUCAAAAUGUACUCUAUGCUGAUUUUGUGGUAUGCUUUUAUUCACAGACAAAACGAGAAAAGACUGGUGAGAUUUUCAAUAAAAAGAGCAACCCUACUCCAGGACGGGAUUCAAAGUAAUUAAUUGAUAGUGGAAUAAGAAUAGGGUUUUUUUCUUUUACUUGUGUAAUGCAGUGUUGCUAUGAUAGCACAUUUGUUUGUUUGCCUGUCAGCUUUCAAGUGGCAAACCAUACACAAAAAAGUAUGUCAAUUUAUGUUCACAAAAGUUAAUAUGACAUUUUAAAUAUGUGCCAGUGGAUGUGAAAGUCAGAACUUCAAAAAAAAGUAAAAUAAGUGAAUUGUAAGAUGAUUUGCAUGGCUGGAUUUUUUUUAACCGAAUAGUCAUUGUAUGUACUUUGAUCCCAAUAUGUGAGAGAACCCACUGCUGUAUAUAAAUGUCCUGUUAUUUAAUCUUUGGGAUUUCAUUUUUCUCUUCUGUUAAUGACUUAGAACUUUCUUUUAAAAAAAAUCCAAGAAAGCAAGAAAUAAUGUUUAUAUUGAUCUGUGAAAAGAGGUUAAAAAUGGUAAUUCCAAAUGGAAAAUAUUAUUGGACACAUUUUAAAUAAAAUCACCCAUACCUGUUACACUGUUUCAAGAAUUCAAUCAUUUGUGGAUACUCUUCCAUUUAAAAUAUUUACCCUAUCAGCAUUUUUAUUCCUAAUACCAGAAAUACUUAUUGAUUAUAACAGGUAGUCCUAUCAAAAAGACAUUGUUGAAAUGAUCCCAGCCUAUGCAUUUAAGCCAGUGCUUCUGAUCAAAUUCUCUAAAAAAUUGCCCAUUGCAUUUUUAUUAUGGGUUGGAAGGUUGGGGGUAGGGAAUCCUUUUUAGUAAUUAUUUAUGAUGCUUCAGGCAUGUUUGGCUGGUGAGGAGCUCAUUUAUGCAGUCUAAGAAUUUUGAAGUUCAUAGAGAUAGUGCUGCAAAGAACAGAUGGUUAUGAGCUACCCAGUGUGGCUUGGUGACAAACAAAAUUCAGUCUUUGCAUUCAGGUGGUCACAUGUUAGCUACUGCUGUUUUUGCUUUUUAAAAGCUCAAAAUUUUCUCAUUAAAAGUAAAUUCACCAUCUUAUUUCAUCAAGCCAAAAGUGACUAUCUUGAGUGUUGUCAAAAGUAUUAACUAUUCUACUUCCACUAGGGAGAGAGGAAAUUUGCCCUGUUCAGUUUUUUGUUCAAAAGCACUUGCUUCUUGUAAGAUAGGUACGAAAGUAUAUUGUAAUGAAUUUAAAGGAAGUCACAUUUGAUCCUCUGGAGUGGAAUUCUCUGUUUGGAAAGUGCAAUUUAGGGGGUGGCAUUUGAGUUGUUAGAAAAUGAAGACUAGUUCAUCAUGAUGGAAUUACUUUAUAUUAGAUUUUUGUUUUAAAGAAUCUGUAAGAUAUAAAUAAGUUUGCCAAGAACUUUUUACUAUAGAUUUGUGGUUUCACUAGUAUAAAGAGCUCCCAAAGAGGAAAAUCCCUCUACCAAUCCAGAUUGACAACUAUCUUGUAACCUAUAGUCUUAGAGAGUUGCCUG